Lemur catta (Ring-tailed lemur) is the source of this 4050-nucleotide messenger RNA. RefSeq names its product dynein axonemal intermediate chain 4 (gene DNAI4). The transcript has 17 exons. Gene Ontology annotation, molecular function: dynein light chain binding; dynein heavy chain binding. Lineage: Eukaryota; Metazoa; Chordata; Mammalia; Primates; Lemuridae. The record is from RefSeq and is a predicted model, not a curated record. The coding region runs from base 368 to 2791 and encodes 807 amino acids. Gene Ontology annotation, cellular component: axonemal dynein complex. Gene Ontology annotation, biological process: cilium movement.
GCUGCCGCCACCUUCCCUGCUGCCGCCGCCGCCUGAAGAAGCCCCAUCCAUUCGCCUGCAGCCCGGAGACUCAGAGCCUGGGAGGGGCCUGGGGCCCGGGCCGCCCGCCUCCUUCUUCGAGUCGUCGUCCGGAGCUUCCUCCUGCUCCACCAACCCUCUGCCCUCCCCUCCGCCUCCGCCCUCCUCCUCGGCCUCAUGGCGCCAGCCAACCGCGCGGCCGCUUGUUGAGCCGGGGCUCCACCGUCUCCAUGACGCCCGGCAAACAUUCCCGAGCCUGAGCUCGAGCCGCUAACGCCGGUAGUUGGGGUACAGGGACUCCAGAAACUGAGGAAAGGGGUGGUGGACCACUCCGCAGCCAGUCGCCACCAUGCCAGUCUCUCCAGGAAACAGUCGCAAGCAGCAGAACUUGGGGUUGGCCGGCACACAAUUAAGGAAGUCCAUUAGCAUUAUUGGUCCAGCAAAACCAACUGCAGUGAAAGGAUAUAUUGGUGCAAAUCAAAGCCGAAUGAUUACAUCAAAAGCCAUGGUUAUUGUACCUGAAUUGAAAACAGAAAAAAUGAAUAUUCCCAGCAUAAAGACAAUACAGGUAUUUGAUGCAAAUGGAGUUGACGUUACUCCUCGACCUCUUUACCAUCCAGAUCCACAUAGUGGUACAGCAAAGCCAAAUAAACUCUUGACAUCACAAGAAGGAUCACUUGGUUCAGAAUUUAUAGCUUCCUAUAGCCUUUAUCAGAAUACAAUGAAUCCUAGUAUGUUAGGGCAGUUUACAAGGUCAGUUUUAGGAAGCAGUACAAUUUCUAAGUCAAGUGUAUCGACAACUGAAUCAAUAGCAGAAGACAUAGAAGAACCAUCUUUUAAGCGAGAAAGAUUGACUAGUUUUACAGAUUUACGAGUUACGAAGGCAACAGCUGAAAAAAUAACAAAAGAAGACCUGGAGCGGAAUAUAGAGAUAAUACUCACAGAGACAGAAACACUGAGAUUUUUUGACUUGCCAACAGUCAUGGUCUCUGUAGAAGCUGAAGAAGCUGAGAAAGUAGCCCAGAGAAACAGGAAAUAUGACAUCCUUUGUAGAAAUAGAUUAGGCAAUGACCUAUAUGUUGAAAGGAUGAUGCAGACUUUCAAUGGAGCACCAAAGAAUAAAGAUGUUCAAUGUGAAAAAAUCAUAAUGGAAGACAAAGGCAUAAUGUCUACUGCCUGGGAUUUGUAUGAUUCUUAUAAUGCUGUGGAACUUCCACCUUCAUCAGUACAACAAUCUAUUACUGAGUCAAGUAGUAAAGCUGGUGUACUUCCUAAAGAUCGAGACCAAAGAUCGCAAGGGAGCGCUAUGGAAAAAAAUAGUGAAGCUAGUUCUCUAAUGGAUGUAGAAAAUGUAAUUCUGACAAAGAUCCAUGAUGAUGAGGAAGAGCACUCAGACACAGUAUUAAAAUCUGACAAAUUUCGUCAGGACUUAUUUUUUAUGGAACGGGUUCUAAUGGAAAAUAUAUUUCAGCCAAAACUUGCUGCUUAUCGUCAGCUUCCUGUUUUAAAAGAACAUGAACCUGAAAAGCCUGAAGACUUUUUAGAAAGUGAAAAACAUGAAGAGGUAGAGGAAGAAGCUAAGAAGGAGGAGAAAGAAGAAAUAGAAAUAGAUGCAGAAAAAUCAACAAUACCAGCAAAUCUGGAACGACUUUGGUCUUUUUCCUGUGACUUAACCAAAGGCCUUAAUGUGAGCAGCCUUGCCUGGAAUAAAGCAAAUCCAGACCUUUUGGCUGUUGGCUAUGGGCACUUUGGAUUUAAAGAGCAAAAAAAAGGAUUGGCUUGCUGCUGGUCAAUAAAGAAUCCCAUGUGGCCAGAACGUAUUUAUCAGAGUCCAUUUGGAGUUACUGCUGUGGAUUUUUCAAUUGGAGCACCUAACCUUUUAGCAGUUGGCUACCACGAUGGCACAAUUGCCAUUUAUAAUGUACAGAACAACAGUAGCGUUCCGGUUUUGGAUAGUAGUGAAUCACCUCAAAAACAUUUGGGACCUGUAUGGCAACUACAGUGGAUAGAACAAGAUCGAGGAACAACAGGCGAUGACAAAAGAGAAAUACUAGUUUCUAUAUCAGCAGAUGGAAGAAUCUCCAAAUGGGUUAUACGGAAAGGACUGGACUGUCAUGAUUUGAUGCGAUUAAAGCGAACUACUUCUGGCACCAACAAAAAAGGAGGAGAAAAGGAAAAGAAAGGUGAAGCUUUGAUAUCUCGACAGGCUCCUGGAAUGUGUUUUGCUUUUCAUCCCAAGGACACAAAUAUCUAUUUGGCUGGCACUGAAGAAGGUCAUAUUCACAAAUGUUCUUGUUCAUAUAAUGAACAAUACCUAGAUACCUACAGAGGGCAUAAGGGUCCAGUGUACAAAGUAACUUGGAAUCCAUUUCGUCAUGAUGUAUUUUUAAGCUGUUCUGCAGAUUGGGGUGUUAUUAUAUGGCAACAGGAUAAUCUCCAGCCAUUUUUGAGUUUUUAUCCAACUACUUACGUAGUUUAUGAUGUUGCCUGGUCUCCAAAAUCACCCUAUAUUUUUGCAGCUGCAAAUGAGAGCAGAGUGGAGAUUUGGGAUCUUCACAUCAGCAAUUUGGACCCUCUGAUUGUGAAUGUUGCUAAUCCUGGAAUCAAGUUCACAACCAUUCUCUUUGCCAAACAAACAGAUUGCCUUCUGGUGGGAGACAGUGAUGGACAAGUUGCUGUGUAUGAACUGAGAAACAUGCCUGCUGCUUUGGAUUCUGUCCGGGGAGACAUAAUAGAUACUUUGCUUGGACCCAAGUCAAACCAACCAGGAUAAGUCAUCAUUUAUGACGUCAUUUUUGUUGUUGUUUAAAGAAAAAGGAACAGUGUCUAAUAUUCAAUAGUUUGUAUUGUAUUCUGUAUACCAGAUUUUGAUUUUAGAAAAUAAUAUUUGUUGUAUAACUUUCAGUUAAAUUUAAUAUAAAUUUAAUGAUCUUUUAUUUUAGAGAUAUUUGAUUAAUUUGUGAUCUAAACAAAGAGUUAUUCUAAAUAAGAGUGAGUUUUGUUAGAAUUUUCUUAAUUUUUCUAAAGAUAUUCCUACUCCUUGGUCAUAUUCCAAACACAUAUAAGUACAUAUAUGUACUUAUAAAAUGUCCAGAAAGGUUAGAAAAUUAUUAUUCAUUUAGAAGCAAAGCUUAGAUAUUAUUAAAAUUACUUAAACUGAAAUCUUCAUAAGAAAAUUCCACUGACUUUUAAAACUUCUGCUUUCCAAGCUGUUUUCCAGGGUUUAUAAUUAUACAGUUGUUAGUAUGAUGAGAACAGUGGAUUCUCAUACCUAACUUUGAAUCAGAAUUGUAUCCUCCUAGAUCUGAGAGCUGAAGCUAUAGCACUUUCUUAGACUAUUUGACAAACAAAAGACAUGACAGCAAAUAACAGAAUUGCAUUGUUUGGCCAGGGGGCAACACAUUCCCAAUUUAGUGAGAAAAAUUAACCUGGGACACAUCUGCAUGCCCAGAAUCUGCUCUAGAUUUUAAGCCCAGACUUAAAUGGACCCAGAGAGAAAACAGAAAGUCUCUGAUUUGUAGGCCACAUCAAGAUGUUAUUUUAUGAAGGGUUCUAGAGUAAAGUUGUGGAAAUGGAGGUGGGGAUAGGGGACAGCAACUCCUCCAAAUAUAGAUUGCUAACAGGCUACUUUAUGCACUUUGUCUUAACAAGUCCUGGGUUUGUUCACUGAGGCUGUAGGAUAUUAUGGCCUAUUCUCUAAAGCAUUCUGAGUGGAGAGGAGAGGAUAGGGCAUAUGAAAUGCACUAAACUCUCUGGGAAAAUACAUAUAUAUUAAAAACCAAGAAUGGAAUCAGUGCAAUAAUGGAAACUACCUUUUACAAAUAUCUAUUGCUUUAUAAUCUCCAUUUCUUUGGAGCCACCCUUUAAGAAAAGCAAAGCAAUUCUUAGGUGGAUUUUGAGCUUAGAUCAGUUUAUAAAGAUUAUAAAUUUUCUACUGGUAUAAGUCAUUGUGAUUAUUUUUUUCUUUCUGAAAGAUUGGACUUUCCAUAACACUUUGUUUAAGAAAAUAAAAACUUGAUUUAAUUGAAAAAA